AUGACGAAGGAUCAAAAUUUAAAGAUGUUAGAACGCCGUUUCAUGAAUAUGGGAAUAUCUCGAUUUUAUUCAACUUCAAAUAAUGUUGCUGUUGUUAAAAAUGUAAAGGAUAAAGUUUACAUUGAAAAGUUGAGGGUCGAUGCCAUUGUUGGUCCAGAUUGCUGGGGUCAAUUGAAUCCGCAACGUUGUUUGAUCACGUUGGGCAUGUCCACUGAUUUUGGUAAAGCUUCAAAUACUGAUGAUUUAAGUUAUUCUUUGAACUAUGCUGCAAUAUCAAGAGACGUUACAAACUUUGUUAACGCUAGAAAGAAUUGGUUAUCACUGAGCAAGCUUUCUAGGGAUGUAUCAGAUUUUGCCAUGAAAAGUUAUAAAGGCAUCGAUAUGUUGGAAUUGAAUGUAAAUUCUAAAGAUGCUCAUAUCAGAAGCGAAGAUGUUUCCUGUGUAGUAUUGAAAUCAAGAAAUGAAGAUUCCAUCUCUGAGCCAAAAUAUGAUUAUUUGAGAAUAACUAAUUUGAAGUUGCUGACACUGAUUGGCAUUUUCACUUUUGAAAGAUUGCAAAAACAAUUUGUCACAUUGGAUUUAAUCAUUCCUUGGCCAAAAGAUGUUAAAGAUACUGUUUCUUACAAGACUAUCAUAGAUAAAGUUGUGGCGUAUACAGAAAAUGCAAACUUCAAAACAGUUGAAGCAUUGGUGGAGUCAGUUGCAAAAGUUAUAGCAAUGGAGCCAUAUUUCCAACAAUUACAAGAUGUCCCAAUUGAAGUAAAAGUAAUUAAGCUGAAUGCUAUUACCGCAACUGAAGGAGUUGGUGUUAGUUGUAUAAGAACACCAAAAGAAUUACAAUCUUUACAUAUCGAAACUGAUCAAGGAAAGCGCAAUGGUGUGAUAGAGGCUGAUAACAUUUCUUCACCGUUUAAUUUGCCUGUAUUAGAGAGAAAAAUAUCAAAAAUAAAUUCUGCAUUUCUGGCUUUUGGAUCCAAUGUAGGCGAUAGAUUUGCAAACAUAAACAAUGCAUUGUCCUUGUUACAGCAAAAUGAAAAAGUCAACAUCGAAAAAGUGUCUUCUCUAUUCGAAAGUGAACCAAUGUACUUUAAAGACCAAAGUCCUUUUAUGAAUGGUUGUAUUGAGAUCACCACCCAAUUGACUCCACAUGAACUACUCGAAUUAUGUAAGAAGAUUGAAUAUGAUGAGUUAAAAAGAAUCAAACAUUUUGAUAAUGGUCCUAGAUCAAUUGAUCUCGAUAUCGUGAUGUACAUCAAUGAUAAAGGUGAGCAUAUUCUGAUCAAUGAUGAAACAUUGGUUGUACCACACCCAAGAAUGCUGGAAAGGACCUUUGUCUUGGAACCAUUAUGUGAAUUGAUUUCACCAACCCACAUUCAUCCAAUAUCAGCGGAACCAAUUUUUUCAUCUUUGCAAGAAAUCUAUAAGAAACAAGAUCCAGAAAAUGAAUUAUGGGUGUUAAAUCCUUUACCUGGUCAAUCAAGAUUCUUGAAGUAUAAAUCCGUUACGAAAUUUAAUUGUUUUGAUAAUUCAUACAAUAGAUCACUAGUUUCUCCUACUUAUCUUAUGGCAAUCAUCAACACUACUCCUGAUUCGUUUUCAGGUGAUGGUAUGUUGGAUAAUGAUAUUGAUAUGCAAUUAAAGCAUAUCAAAGAACUUUGUGAUAAGGCAUUGCAACUAUCUGAUUCAAUUAUUUUGGAUAUUGGCGGUUGUUCAACUCGUCCAAAUUCUGCUCAAGCUAGUAAUGAAGAAGAAUUUGAGCGUACAAUUCCUUUAAUCAAAGCGAUCAGGGAAUCAAAUACCCUUCCAAAUUCAAAGAUUAUUCUAUCCAUCGACACUUAUAGAGCAAGCAUGGCGCAAAAAGCUAUUGAAGCUGGCGUAGAUAUUAUUAAUGACAUUUCAGGAGGAUCGUUUGACAAAGACAUGUUUAAGGUCAUUGCAAAAAAUGCGAGAGUAAGUUACGUUUUAUCUCAUAUUAGAGGUGAUAUAUCAAAUAUGGUUACAUUAAAUGAUUAUACGGAGGAUAAAUCUGAAAACGAAGAAUUUAUCUAUGGUGAAAAGAGUACAUCCUCUGAAACCUCAUUCAUAAGAACAAUUUCCAGAGAACUUGCUAAAUCCUAUGAAAAAGCGAUUUCAGAAGGUAUUAAACGUUGGCAAAUACUUCUUGAUCCUGGGUUAGGUUUUGCUAAGAACGGUAAGCAAAACUUGGCAAUUAUUAAAAAUUUGCCAAUCAUGAAGAAUUACUCAGUAGAUUUGAAUGAUGACACUUAUGUUAGUUUCCGUAAUUUACCAGUACUACUUGGUCCUUCAAGAAAGAAAUUCAUUGGCACCAUUACAAAGGAUGACGAGCCAAAGGAUAGGGAUUUUGCAACUGGCGCAUUAGUUGCCUCAUGUAUAGGGAAUGACACGAAUAUAGUUAGGGUACAUAACGCAAUUGAAUGUGGUAAAAGUGUUAAGAUUGCGGACACUCUUUAUCGUGACAUUGAAUGA
Vanderwaltozyma polyspora DSM 70294 is the source of this 2487-nucleotide messenger RNA. It is a transcript of the gene FOL1, whose product is annotated as trifunctional dihydropteroate synthetase/dihydrohydroxymethylpterin pyrophosphokinase/dihydroneopterin aldolase FOL1. The transcript has a single exon. Lineage: Eukaryota; Fungi; Ascomycota; Saccharomycetes; Saccharomycetales; Saccharomycetaceae. Bases 1 to 2487 code for a protein of 828 amino acids. The record is from RefSeq and is a predicted model, not a curated record. Gene Ontology annotation, molecular function: dihydropteroate synthase activity; dihydroneopterin aldolase activity; 2-amino-4-hydroxy-6-hydroxymethyldihydropteridine diphosphokinase activity. Gene Ontology annotation, biological process: tetrahydrofolate biosynthetic process. Gene Ontology annotation, cellular component: mitochondrial envelope.